AUGGUUCAUCAGAAACUAGGCUCCAGAAAAACAGCUAUGAUAUGCUGGGAGUUGAUGCUGAUUGGGAUGACAUCGGCAUACUUCUGUCAAACAGUGUUGGGGUUAUUAAUCACAUACGGAUUGGUGACAGGAUUGGCUUUAGGUCUUGCAUCAAAUGUAGCUGGAGUCGUCCCGGGAUAUUACUUUCUGAAAAGAAGACCUAUUGCUUUUGGAGUGUCCAUGGCCGGGAGUGGAGCUGGUCUCUUCACUGGGCCAUUGGUACGGUACCUCCUCGACCAAUACAACCUACAUGGAACACUUCUCAUCUUGGGCGGCAUCGGCUUCAACAUGUGCAUCGCUGGUGCCUUGUUACGACCGGUAAGGAACCAAGAACAAACCAAAUCCAUUGUCAGAAAGACAGAAGAAGAAGGUUGCCCACAACCUCAUCCAGAAGCGACCAGUCUCAUGAGACAGCCAGAAGAGAACAACGCAAUCAUCAGAUCUGUCCAAUCACCAGAUGAUGGACCCCCCGGAUCCAGCUGUAUGCUAGUCACGAUCCUCUCUGAAACCUGUACUUAUCCUCAAGUUACUGAGUGCACAUCGCGGAACAUACAUUUCAUUUGUGUCAAUAUUAUUCAAGGUGUUCACUGCCUUGUGUGCCCAAUAAAGAUGGCGACAAGAGACGUUGAUCGGGGGUACGCCUGGGUAGCGCUGGGGGCAGCCCUGAGUAUUCAGCUCGUGCAUGGAAUCAUCAUUUACUCAGCGGGAAUAUUUAACAUUGCUUUGAUGGAGGAAGUGGAGAGUGACAUCACUAAGGUGUCAUGGAUCGGGUCUACCCUCAUCGGGGCAUAUACAUUACUAGGACCAGUAGCUGGCAUGAUACAACAUAGGUUUGGGUCUAAACUAACAGCUCUUGCUGGAGGAUUACUGACUUUGUGUGGGAUGGGACUGGCGUUCUUUUGUCGCACAAUCACCGGAUUGAUUUUCACAUUUGGAUUCAUAACAGGUUUUGGAUUAUGCCUUGGAGCUAACGUGGUGGGUGUGGUACCCGGACAAUACUUUGAGAGGAAGAGGCCAGCUGCCUAUGGAGUGUGUAUUGCAGGAGGCGCUUUGGGUCUCUUUGCAUCUGGUCCUAUAGCAAGAUAUCUCCUGGAUGAAUAUAACCUUCGUGGAGCGUUGCUAAUUAUGGCUGGACUGUCAUUCCAUACAUGCAUCGCUGCAUCGUUAUUUAGAAAACCUACGAUAUCCGCCAACAGAGAAAUUACAAUGAUAAAGAAUGAUGACCAAGGCAAUGAUUUGGAACAUGGACCAAAGAAUGAUUCAGUUGAAACUGACCCAUUUCGUCAACCGGAUGAACUUACCUCUGAAACUCCUUGUCUUUCUGGAAACCAGACGGAAGAACACGGAGAUAAUGUCCAAACGACAAGCGACGAUCAUUCGAUAUUUUAUAAGACUUUCAAACUUAUAACUCACAAAUCGUUUUUUGUGUACAACUGCAGCAUCGUGCUAUGGUCAUUAGGAGAAGUUGCUGCAGUGUUCCAUUUGCCAAAUUAUGCCGAACAAAAAGGGAGCUCCCCCAAACAGGCUGCAAGCCUCUUAAGUGUUAUGGGUGCUGGAGAUUUCUUUUCAAGGAUAGUCAUUGGUUUUUUAGCUUCCGAUCCUAAUGUUGAAAUCACCGUAAUUCAGAUCGGCCUUGUAGGUGUCGCUGGACUAAUCACACUUUUGUUCCCACUCGUGUCCCAUUCAUACCGGUGGCAAAUAGCAUUCAGUUUCUUCUAUGGACUAUACAAUCAUGUGACAAAUGUAUUAAUGGGUCCCCUCGUAAUUGAACUGACAGGACUGUCAAAUGUUGCUCUUGGGUUUGGAAUAGUGUAUUUCUUCUGUGGAAUCGGAUACCUCACUGGCCCAGUCAUCGCAAGUUAUAUCUACCAGCGAACCGGAGUCUACGAUUAUACGUAUGUGUUUGCAGGUACAUGUUUGUUUCUUGGCUCGAUAUCGACUGCCGGGAUCAGUGUAUUUAAAACACGAGUAGACGAUUGAAAAGAGUUUGAGGUGAAAACAUACCUUGAAUAAACUUGAUUACAACAAA
Molecule: messenger RNA, 2068 nt
Organism: Haliotis rubra (blacklip abalone)
Lineage: Eukaryota; Metazoa; Mollusca; Gastropoda; Lepetellida; Haliotidae
Product: monocarboxylate transporter 2-like
Exons: 7
Coding region: 1-2019 (672 amino acids)
Biological process (GO): transmembrane transport; monocarboxylic acid transport
Molecular function (GO): monocarboxylic acid transmembrane transporter activity
Source: RefSeq, a predicted model, not a curated record